ACGCGCGCCGCCACCAUCGUUCAUUCAGAACCACCUGCUCGACGGGGUAGCAUCGUCUCGUCUUGUCUCGUUUCGGUGUCAUCUAUCAUCCGUGAUCGCAAAUAGGCAAAAGAGUGAACGAUUUUCUUUCUUUGGAAAUCAUCCUUGCAACAAGCGAAACACACCGUCGACAACCAUCGCGACAAGAUGAGAACCAAACUUCCCGCGACUUCCGGUCCCAUUUUCUCGCUCUACCUCUCGAUCGUUGUUCUACUCGUUCUGAUUUCCGUCAGCGACAAUGUGCAUGCCAAACCGCGAGAAGAAAGAAGUACUAAUAUCCGGAGGAAUACCAACUAUGUUCGCAAAGGUGGCUGUGCAUCAUUUGGGCAUUCGUGCUUUGGCGGCCAUGGAAAAAGAUUCGAUUCGACCAUACGACACAACACAUUGCAAGAAAGUAUUAGCCAGAAGUUUCAAGAAUCCGAAAUACCAUCGCCAAACGACGAAUUAUUCUACGUUUUUCCAAAUGAUGAAUUCCGGGAACGUUCAGACAAUUCAUUACCUUUCAUACGGACUCGCAAAGACACACAACAAUUUGAUCCUUAUCCCCUAUCAUCUUUAGUUGAUCAAUGGAUAGCAUCUCAUCGACGCCAGCAUCGCACAGAUAUAGACGUCACUAAUAAAUAAAGGGAGUGUACAGGCGAACUACCUACAUGUGUCAAGAUUAAGCAGUUUCGUAUCACGCAUAUAUAUUUAAAAAGAAUUAUUUAUGUUAUUUAGAUUAUUUAAUUAUACUUACAUCCGAU
This is a messenger RNA of Camponotus floridanus (Florida carpenter ant), 782 nucleotides long. RefSeq names its product neuropeptide CCHamide-2. The record is from RefSeq and is a predicted model, not a curated record. The transcript has 4 exons. NCBI's taxonomy places the organism in Eukaryota, Metazoa, Arthropoda, Insecta, Hymenoptera, Formicidae. The coding region runs from base 187 to 663 and encodes 158 amino acids.